AUGGAUGCGGAUAUUGGCCUUAUUCCGCAAGCGGUGGAGGAGUACGUGAUUCCGGAUGGAUCCUUAGUCGGUCCAGGGGAUGGUGUAGAAAUUGUGCCAUCCAGUGAAUUCGUCACACCGUUGUCGCCAACGAAACGCUUCGGCGCACGCUUAGCCGAAGACGCGAUGAUCCCACCUGAGUCGCCCGACAUGAAAUUUGCUCGUGAUCGCCUUGGAACACUUUUGACGUCAAUUCGGCAAGGAGAUGCGCCAUUUCUAAAUACAUGUGAAAAGAAACAAAUUAUUGAACCAGCAGAACUUCGACGAGGUCCUGGACGUCCGAGAAAAAUUCAAAAUAAGGACAAACAAGUUGUGUUUGAAUUACGUGGAAAGCCAUUCAGUCUUAGAGAUGGACAUGCUGACUCCAUGUAUCAGUUGUGUAGAGCCUGGAUGCGUGGUAAGGACAGCGAACCGCCAGAACCGCAGCCAGUUAUAGCACCGCCUGGUGACACCUCUUUGGAUCUCCUCGUUAUGCGUGACAUCGUUGCACUGCCUCGAGCGCGAUCACCGUAUCCGGAAGAAUCGGAAUGGCCCGAUAAGACGAAUAUCGAUAAAUUCGACUCGAAAAUUGAUCCUAACAAUAUGGCAGCAUUGCGACAAGAGUAUGCUAGGCACUGGAAGCAGGUCAAGGCUGGAUGGCGUGCACACACAAGAAGACACACGAACUGCCCGUCCACUACGGAUCUGUUGCCGACUAUCACGUACAUAUCACUGUUCUCAUCAUCUCACAUUUACUCACAUUUCUACGAUACUUGA
Molecule: messenger RNA, 795 nt
Organism: Necator americanus (New World hookworm)
Lineage: Eukaryota; Metazoa; Nematoda; Chromadorea; Rhabditida; Ancylostomatidae
Exons: 8
Coding region: 1-795 (264 amino acids)
Biological process (GO): negative regulation of transcription by RNA polymerase II
Cellular component (GO): Myb complex; transcription repressor complex
Source: RefSeq, a predicted model, not a curated record